AUGCAGACUGAAGCGCCUUCAUCUGUCCAUUUCGUCGCUGGGCAAGCGCAGCUUCCGCUGCAAUACGUGGCUCGCUCCUCUUCUCCGCCGAUGAUUCCUGGCGGGCUCGCGGCGGGGCCUUCCAUUCCUGGGCAGCCGGCGGCCGUGUCUCUUCAGGCCCCGUAUGCGGCGCCGCAGCAGCUGGAGGUCCCCAUGCUCGGUUCACAGAAUUAUGGGUGUCAGGUCGCCCCUGCACGCGAGCUCUUGCCUCCCGGUUUUCGGCCGGAGCGCGACCUCCCCCCAGCUGAGUCUGGCGGGACAGAUGGCCCUGAGGUGGAGGACUUGACGGGACCGACUUUGGAGGCUCCAGAGUCCCCGUCCUCGCCCCCGUCGCCCGGAGAAGUAGCGGGAUCAGGUCGGGGCGCCAGAAGCCCCCCCGUGUGUCUGUUUCAGCUAGCUGGCGAGACGUUUUAUCUCGGGGACUGGGUUCGCCUUAAGAGCUCGGGCGAGCGAGACUGGGUGGCGCAGAUCGUCGCAUACUUUCCAGGGUCAGACGCGAGUGACUUAGGGGAUGGCGCGGAGGAUGCAGACGGCGAGAGCGGCGGCGGAGGCCGCAUUCUGUGUCGGUGGGGCUGGGAUCCUCGGGAUCUUCGAAAGGAGGCCUGCCCGGCGUUGCCGCUGCAAUCCUACAGCCGUUUCGAGGUCAUCCCGGCGAUCAACUUUUGCGACGAAAACCCCAUUCAAAGCAUCAAGGCCAAGGUCCGCGUGGAGCGCUACGAGAAGUGGAGGCUUCGGACCUCGUAUCCGCCCCUCGUUCGCUGCGCGGCAGACGAAGAGGAUGAAGAGAAGCACGCGGCUCGAGAGAGCGCCGGUGCCGCGUCCGCACCGGAGGAAGCAGGCCGCGCGGGAAUGCCCUCCGUUCUGUUUUUUCGGCACUGCCACGAGAUCGAGACCGGCUUCCAUCCCUCGCUUUUGGCAGACGUCUAUCGGUUCAAGGGAAUCAGUCGUUCUCUCUCCGCGGCAGCGGCCUCGCCGACCACGGGAGACUCACCUAUUCCACAGUUGCCCUCUCCAGGUUCAGCGGCGGAGUUCCCCGGCGGGGUCGCGAAGGCGCCGGUGAUUGACUUGUGCGCCGAGGAAGGCGAGCAGGGAUCGGCGCUCGCGACCGGAAGCGGCGUGCCUGAAGGGGGGGGGAGUCGCUCCGCUGUGCCCGCCUACCGCAGGUACCAGUGUGCGCGGAAUCCCGACGUGCGGCAUUUCUUCUGUUGCCACUGUCAAAGCACCUUCGCGCCUCCGGACGACAUCUCGCCUCCGGCGUGGCCCGAGGGGGAGGCGGGGGGGGGCCCGGGGUCUCAUGGUCCGGCGGCGUCGUACCACCCCGCCUUGGUUGCGCCAGCGGGCGGAACGAGCCCGCCGCUCCCCGAACUCGAGCUCCUGCCGCUGGCUGAAUUCCUUCAGUCGACAGACGAGGCGCCCGUCCGCGUCCUCGCGCCCGCGCAGCUCCCUUUCGUCUGGAGGCGGUUCCCUGCGGAGGGCGACUUCACCAUUCUCUGCUGGAAGUGCAAAGGCAAGCGGCGCCGGAAGCGCGAAGGCGUGACGGAGAAGCUGAAACCGAGGCGGGAAUCCGAGACGCCGCGCGCGGAACGAAAGAGCGGUGUGGUCAGCCGAAGGAAGCGCCGAGACGACUCGGCCGACGAGGUGGAUGCGGCAGGGGGCGACGCGCGGCGAGGCGGCGCCUCUGGAGGCGAGAAGGGCCCUCGUUCGGAGUCGCAGCAGCGAGAUGCUGGGCGGCUGCUGAAGAAGACGCUUUCAGAGCGCCAGGAUAAGGAGGAGGGCUCGCCGUCGCGCGCGCAGAAACGGCGACGUGAAGCGGAAGGCGAGGCGGCGACGGGGAGCGCCAGUGAAAACGCGCGUAGCGGCGACGACACCGAUGCAGAAAAAACGACGCAGGAGUCGAGGAAGCGGCAAGAUGGAACCGAGGCCGAGCGGGGACGGAAGCGUCGGAAGGCAGCGCGUGGCGUCGCGCGAGCCGCAGCAGCCGCGAUGGCCGCAGAGGCUUCCUCUUCGAGCGAUGCAGGGCAGAAAGAGGAUUCAGAUGGAGACUUUGUCGCGGAGAGCGACGAGGAAAGUGGCGGCGAAGGCGUGCAACCCGAGCACGCGCCAACGGAGGAUCGCGACCACGAGAAAUCCAAGCGCCCAGUCCGCCAAGGAGGAUCGACAGGGCACGCAGACGGCCUCUCUGCCCCCUUCCUCUCUCGAAAAGUCAGGAAAGACGGAGGGAUGACGAACGGGGCCUCGACUGCCGGGGCCUCGACUGCCGGGGCCUCGACUGCCGGGGCCUCUGCAGCGACCGCGUCAGGGUCGCGGGUCAAGGCCUCGGCAGCCACCUCGUCGCGCAGGCCAUCUAGCGGUGCGGCGGCGUCCAGCGUCGCCGCUUCAGCGGGAGUGCCUCGAAAACCCGCUUCCACGGACUGGCACGCAGGCAACCAGGCGCGCGUUGAUCGCCUCGCAGAAGCGUUUCGCCUGGGGAUUCGAGAGCUCGCGCAGGAGGCGAAGGCCGCUGCGGCCGGCGCAGGCCGCGCGAAGGCGUCCGCAACGCCGGGGGCGGCGGCCAAAGAAGAAGUCGCCCCAGUCGUCAAGGUGCAAGACGACGGAGGCGCUGCAGCAGAAAGCAGGACAGGAGACUCCGCUUCCUCUGAAUCGACCGACGGCGGAGCCAAGGCGUCCGAGACAGAAGAUCCUGUCGCAAGGAUGCUGCGGGGCCUCCGUUUCUCUACUGGGGAGGCGUGCGCGAAGGCCGUGAAUGCGGCCUUCAUGUCUCAGCACAGGACUUUGAAUUCGCGCCGACAGAAGCAGCGGUUCUUCGAGCUUCUCUCGAACUUGAAGCGAGAAAACAACCAGGAGCUCAGGAAGAAAGUGCUGACGGGUCAGAUUUCCGUCAACCGCUUGGUCACGAUGGAGUCCGCCGAGCUCGCCCCUUCGUUUGUGCGGAAGGAACGUGAGGAGGAGCGUGAACGCCACUUCCGGCAAGCAGUUCUUCUGCAUGAGACGCCCGUGACGGCCUUGGCGCGUCUGCGCAAGACGCACAAGGGCAUCGAGCCCGUCCUCGAGGACUCGGAUUUCCUUCAGUCGUCGCCUCCGGCGUCAGAGCCGGCACCUCCAGUCAUUGCCGUUGAGAAGGGCCGCCAGGGGAAGGCGAAGCACAAGAGAGAACGCGUCCGCCUGCACGAGAGCGGCAGCAGCAGCAGCUCGGGCGGGUCGAGUGACUCUAGCGAUGGAGCGACUUCGGACGGCGAGGAGAGCGGCAGCGGCACCUCGUCAAGCAGCUACGACAGCAGCGACGACAGCGCCAGCAGCAGCAGCGACAGUGACUUUGGAGGGGACUCCUCGCCGUCCCGAAAGCGAGCGGAGGGGGGCGGAGCGGACGAAAGCGGGGGGGGAGUUGUCGGGGCCUCGGGGCCUGCGACCGACGCGCCGGAAGGAAGUCAAGACGCAGCCGCCGCCUGUCGAGUUCAAGAGCAGCUCGCCUCGUUGAAGCGGUUGUUCUCGCAGGCUGCGCCCGGCGUGGGGGCGAGCCCAGGCUCUGAGGACCACGGGGCGGGGGGCGACGGAGUCUCCGUGCAGAGUGAAACGAGCGCAGGGGACGCGAAGGGAUCCGAGGGCGGUGGAGAGCGAGGCGCUUCGCAGAGGCCACGGCAGCCUCGCGAGAGACGGGUCGUCUUCGCAGGCCAGACACGCAGCGCGGACGGGGGAGGAGGGAAGGGAAUCUCUACCAAGAGCAGAAGGCGAAGGCAUCUGCUGGCGCAUACGAGCGCGUCGGGGGCGCCUGGUGCUGCGGUCCCGCACCUUCCGCGCCUUCCCGAGCUCCUUCCGAAUCAGGCCGCGGGCGACGAGUCUCCUCAACAACGGGGAGGAGGCGGCAAGGAGGCCGGCAGAAAAGAUCCGGCGGGAGCGCGGGGCGGGCGCCAGUCAAGCGCAAGCACGAAUCUGGGGGUUCCCCUGGACUGCAGUACCUUCAGCCCCGAAGCAUGCAAAGAACGCGUCCGGCAGCUCCUCGAGAGUGUCCCCGCGGUCGGCACGCAGGCGCCGCCAGCCAGAGCCACGCCCCUCCUCGACUACCGGGCUGUUGUGGGCUCCAUGCUCCGCUAUCUCAACGUCGCGCUAGACCGCGUCACAGCAGAGGUUCAUCGGCGAUGA
Besnoitia besnoiti is the source of this 4176-nucleotide messenger RNA. RefSeq names its product transcription factor s-ii (tfiis), central domain-containing protein. Lineage: Eukaryota; Apicomplexa; Conoidasida; Eucoccidiorida; Sarcocystidae. Gene Ontology annotation, biological process: DNA-templated transcription. The coding region runs from base 1 to 4176 and encodes 1391 amino acids. The transcript has a single exon. The record is from RefSeq and is a predicted model, not a curated record.